AUGGUAUUUGCUAGCAUCACCGCAGGUAGUCUAGCUGUUAUGCCUGUGCUGUGCUUUGCUUGUUUCGGCGCCGAUGACACGGGGGCCGGCCAAUCGGGGUGCAGCAAAGCCAGCCUUACAAUGCACAUGUAUAUCUGUUAUAACGCCGAAUUGGUAACAGCUACGAUACCAGUAAUACCAUCAGCAAGAAACCAAGAAAAAAGAUCGUCCAGCAUCUCGAAAAUGAACCGCGGCCCCCGUCACAUUCCGACCCGGGCUGCAAGGUCCCGAGAAUUAAACACACAAGAGAAGGCUUGUGAUUGUGCACGGCUUAAGGGGACGCAGUCGGAAGAGCACCGCUGA
Trichoderma harzianum CBS 226.95 is the source of this 342-nucleotide messenger RNA. RefSeq lists its product as hypothetical. The record is from RefSeq and is a predicted model, not a curated record. Bases 1 to 342 code for a protein of 113 amino acids. NCBI's taxonomy places the organism in Eukaryota, Fungi, Ascomycota, Sordariomycetes, Hypocreales, Hypocreaceae. The transcript has a single exon.